AUGGUGUGUCCCUAAACAACACAUUCCAUUUUCUAAAAUGGCAAGCAACACCACCAUGGUAGACGAGCGUGCAGGGGCGGAGAUCGUGUAUGGCGCGGAGGAAUGCCACCGCAGCUCCAUGGAGCUCCUGGAAGAGCUUGGAUUCCCCAAAGGGGUGAUGCCAUUGAAGGACCUUGUGGAGUGCGGCCGGGUUCGCGAAACGGGGUUCAUUUGGAUGAAGCAGAAGGCGCCAAGCCAGCACUUCUUCGAGGCAACCAAGACCCUCGUGAGCUACGCGGCGGAGGUCACCGCCUAUGUGGAAAAGUUCAAGAUGAAGAAGAUGAAUGGCAUCAAGAGCAAGCAAGUGUUCAUUUGGGUGCCAAUUGCUGAGAUGAGCAUUGAUGGGGACAAUGGGAAAAAGAUACUCUUCAAGACCCCUAUGGGGCUUGGUAAGUCCUAUCCUGCCACAGCCUUUAUGACCAUAGAGGAGAAGGAAAAGAACCUGCAGCUUCAGGGUAAGGAAGAGAUCAAAGAUAUAUGAUUAUUUAAUCACAAGUUCAUUUGGAUUGAGGGUCUAGAACCAUGUACUUGAUAAUUUGUUUUUGAUUUUUGAAUAAUAGAUGAAUCUGCUGAGAAUUUGAUUAUAAAAAAGUAUAGAAUCGGCUAGCUAGACUGGAAUGUGUGUUCCCUAUAUAUGCAAUGUUGAUUUGAUGAUGAUGAUAAUAAUAUGUAUUGAAAGAUAUAUGACCCAAAUUUCAGAUGAGAAAA
This is a messenger RNA of Glycine soja, 747 nucleotides long. RefSeq lists its product as uncharacterized. NCBI's taxonomy places the organism in Eukaryota, Viridiplantae, Streptophyta, Magnoliopsida, Fabales, Fabaceae. The transcript has a single exon. The record is from RefSeq and is a predicted model, not a curated record. The coding region runs from base 38 to 520 and encodes 160 amino acids.